Molecule: messenger RNA, 1949 nt
Organism: Helianthus annuus (common sunflower)
Lineage: Eukaryota; Viridiplantae; Streptophyta; Magnoliopsida; Asterales; Asteraceae
Product: PKS-NRPS hybrid synthetase CHGG_01239-like
Exons: 2
Coding region: 201-1949 (582 amino acids)
Biological process (GO): regulation of DNA-templated transcription
Source: RefSeq, a predicted model, not a curated record
UGACCUGAUACGAUGUUGUCCAGGGCACGUGAAUAAAGUAAUACGGUGAGUAGGGAUCAAUACGCUGCGUAUUGACAUGCCAGAUGAAAGUCUAUUUAUCCCUCCAUUCAUAUCUGUUACCCAUCACCCGACAUAUACUUUGCUUUCCUUUUCAUCUUCUUCUUCAGUAAAUUGUUAGUUUUUGGUUCAACCUUGUUAAAAUGUCAUCAUUUUGGAAGGAUAAUUAUUUCGGUAAUCGUUAUUCUAACGACACAUGGGGAUCAAAUGCUGCCAAUGAGGAGGAGGAGGUUGUGUCUGGAGUCCCUGUUAAUCAAGAAACACAGUUGCCAGACUUGAACAAGACUCCCACUCCACCUGUUGAUGAACCAAAUUACCCGGCGCAUCAAGUGUGUCCAGAUUACGGAUACGGGUAUGAAUCUCCGUACGUGCAACAAAGUGGAUACGGUGUUGAGAAUGCACCUGUUGAUGAACCAUAUUACCCGUCGCAGCAAUCGUAUCCGGGUUAUGGGGUAUACGGGGAUGAAGGUGGAUACGGAAGUUACAGUGGAUACGGUGGUGAUGGUGGAUACGGGGGUGAAGGUGGUUACAGUGGAUAUGGGGGCUACGGUGGAUACGAUAGAUAUGGGGGUGACGGUGGUUACAGUGGAUACGGGGGUGAAGGUGGUUACAGUGUAUACGAUAGAUCUAGGGAUGAAGUUGGAUACGGUGGAUACGAAGAACAUGGUGGAUAUGGUUAUGAGUCCCGUAACACAUCACUUUAUGAACCAUCUACCCCGGGCAAUCCAUUUCAAGUAAAUGAGCGUUUCAUGUCUCUAACUGAUUUGAAGAAUUGGGUACAAGAAACGGGAAAGGAUAAUGGUUACGUAAUUGUUACCCGCCGAUCAAAAAAUAUUGGCGGUACUACUGGGAUGGUAUGGCUUGUGUGCGACCGUAGUGGUGAACACCGUAGUAAAGCAACAGUUAGGAAAGCUGGUAGCAAAAAAAUCGGCUGCCCAUUUUCAUUACUCGCCAUCCGGGACGUGAUGAACGACACGUGGGAGUUAAAAGUGGACUGUGCGAACCAUAACCACGAACCUACGACGAGUCUGUUGGGCCACGCUUUUGUGCGAAGAUUUACUAAAGCCGAAUACAAGCUAGUGGAGCAGCUAACUGCUCAAAACAUGGAGCCACGUAUCAUAUUUCAAACCCUAAGAAAGCAGUUCCCCGACAGCCUGCACGUUCAGAAAGACGUGCAAAAUGCGGUACAAAAAAUUAGAGCGACAAUAAUGGACGGAAAGAAUCCUAUUCAGGCACUGGAAAGCCUGCUGCAUGACCGCCGAUUCAUUUACGACACCCGACAAGAUCCCAAAACAGAUGUCGUAACAGAGAUUUUCUUUGUUCAUCCUUAUUCAAUCACUAUGUGGCGUGCAUUCCCGCACGUGAUGUUGAUCGACGCGACCUACAAAACAAACCUCUACAACAUGCCAUUUGUCCAGGUUGUGGGUAUGACGUCGACUGGGAAGUCUUUUUGUAUCGCACAUGCCGUUAUUUGUAAAGAACGAAGGGGUAACUACGUGUGGGUGCUUGAGCGGAUCAAGUCAAUAUUGCAUGAAUGUAUGAUGCCGCGUGUGAUAGUCACGGAUAGGGAGCUUGCCCUAAUAAACGCGUGUUCUAAAGUAUUCCCGAACGCAAAAAGGCUUCUAUGCCACUUUCACAUCCAACAAAAUAUAGCUAGAAAGUGCAAGUCAGGGUUCGAUAAAGAAGAUUGGGGGAAAUUUAUGUCGUACUGGCGGACAUUGUGCGAAUCUUCAUCAGAGGCCAUGUACAAGUACAACUUGGAGAAAAUGUAUAACCGACUCGUGGUUGCCAACCGAGAAAGUAAGUGUUCCUUCAACAAACGACUCACCCAAUCUAUUAUAUUUCACACACGCUUUUACAUUUCAUUAUUUUAUUUUUACAGGUGUCUAUGA